GGCUUGUGUGCCGGAGUUGACUAUCGGGGCUGUCGAUGCCCGAUCAGCGUCACGUCACCGGGCACGCGCAGGUGAAAAGCAGAUCGUCGAGACCCAUGCAUUCUUCCAAACCACAUUGUCGUUGAACAUGCUCAAGCGGAAGCUCGACUUCACGGCAGACCGCGAGAGACAGCAGGCACACAUGCGGGAGCAGGAUCAACGCACCAACCGAGCCAACUUCAUGUUUAAACACGAAUUCGAUGACGCUUUUCAUCCAUCAAAGGCCGCACUGAACAGUGUACGCCCACCAGCGAUGCAGUUUCCGGACAUACCACAGCCAAUCUUAUUCUACGGACCACGAACGAAUGAGACAAUGUCCAUGAGAUCUACAGCUUCGCUGACCAACGAGUCAUUGCCCAGAGGCCGACGAUCCGGCGCAAACUCGACGCGGUCAGUAUCGAAGGGCUCGCUCGCCGGGAGCAUUCGAUCUUCCCUCAAACGUAAGCAUACUGUUGCCACUGCAGAGUCCAGUAGAAGCCGCACUCUACUUGGUGGCUCCUCAAAUCGUGCAGAGAGCGAGAGUCAGUUCUGCACACCAGCAGAGGAGCAGGAACGAUUGAGACGCAACCUCGCUCCUACCUCUGUGGCGCUUUCCAGUUCCUUAGCCCCCCCGUACUUUCCAUUGGAGCAGGUGUAUCCUGAUCUGACCGACGUCCCUUCCGUUCCUGAACUACCGCCACCUUCGCGGAACAAGCGGGGCGAUACCUUGGUCUUGAAUGAUGUGUUCACCGGGCACUUGGAUGAAACCUUCGCACACACCUCCCUCCUCAUAAGUACAGAACCCGGCAUCCGGAUCUAUUGCACCCCGGAUUUCAUCAAAUGUAUCUCCAACUUGGUGGAGAUCAUUCAACCUCAGCGCCCUGAAGAUCUGCUAGACGAUUUCCAGGUCAAGGUUAUGGGCAAGAUCUUGGAUAACAGGUCACGGCUCGAGGGUAUUGGGAGCUCUUUGGAGUUCAACGUACGAGUGCCUUUUGCUCAUGUUCGCUUUCACCAUGGCUUUGGCCCUAGUCCGUCCUCGCCAGCUGGGAAGGAUCAAUACGAUUUCAUCGCGAACAAUCUUGAGCUGGCUGCACGAAUCAAGAAAUUCCCUGGAGAACAAGCCGGCGAAGACUCUCUGGCCUUGCAUACCACGUUGGGGUCCCUAGGGCUCUCAGUGACGGAGCGUGUUCUGCAAGGUCCAAGCGAGGGUGUUGCAGUACAAGCCGAGUUGCGAGAUGUCAUGGUCUGGUCCCUGAUGAACAAAGAAAGUUCGAUCAACAUCUCUUUCCGAUUAUUCGAAACUGCUGCGGCCAGCAAAAAGAUCGAGUACCUCGCGUCACUGGCCCACCGCACAACAAUACUGGCCGAGGAGCUGACAAUCGGCUUCGUUGAAGCUGAUGAACGACAAGACGACAGGCUACGUUACCUGGCGUGGUACCUUACGAGCGUGCAAGAUCAGUACGCUGAUCCAGCUUUCCUGACCAAGGCCUCGUACGCUCUGCGUGCGGCUAGAGAUCACCUGCGAAGUCACGAUUCAUGGAAGAUCAUUUCACGCUUCCGCCAUACUUGGCAAUGUCUGCCUUCAUACGAGAAGCACGACUUGACCAGGAAGUGCGCCCAGCGGACCAUAGGCUGUCCCGAAGACGCCGAAGAAGAUAUCAUAGCGAUGUGGGAUCAAUGGCGAACAUGGGAUCUUGCACACGUCGACAAGAGUCUCGCUAUGAAAGUGCUUUUCGGCCAUGUCGUAGACAGUCUACCAACACCGGACUCGGCACCUUUGUAUCUUGACAUCAAGUCUGGCGGAGUGAAGCUGAUAAUCGACCCUGGAGCGAAGCAAAGUGAGGUCGAGCUAGUCAUCCUUGCAAUCAAUGUUGCACUCCUGCCACCAGUAAAAGAGCCAGAUGCGCUCGGGGUAGUGGCCACAGACACCCCUACGAGAUCAUCUACCGUGCAAAUCAGCUCGAGAGAGACUCUGUUCCACAUCCACUGGGAGAUUUGUGAGCUUGCAGAAGCACUCACGAACUUGUUCCUUAAAGAAGAAAUUGCGCUUGAUACGACGGCGCUGUCCAAAGCCAGUCCGCCAAAGCAGAGCAAGAAGACGGCUCAUCACCAAGAUGUUCAAAUAAUCUUUGCUACAGAUAAGUCACAGAUCAUCCUGGACACGAUCAAUCUCCGAAGCGUUAUGACCGGACGCCGGUUACGCUUCUCGUUCGUAGAUGCGAACAAGAAGCCCUCAGACCUUGGAGAGACCCUAAGUGCUCACCUACACCUCGAGUUAGCCGUAGGUGAGAUAUUUUCGCGCUCGCGAUCGCUUGCCAAGGCGCAGUUCGAGCGGCCAAGUCUCUACUUCGCCCUUGUUGAACACGAGAAAGGCAGCAACAUCCCCGACGAGAUCAAAGCUGCCGCCACUAGUCAAAUGAUCAUCAUCAAGGUCCAAGAGGAUAUCAUGGGUUUUGUCGAGGUAGUCGAUUCUGUGCUCCGAGACGAAGUCGUCUACUUUCAGCGCCAGGCAAAGGCAAUGCAAACCAUCACGAAAAGGGAGAAGGACGUACAGCCCAAGAUCAACAAGGUCAAAGACGCACAACUUCCCAAUAUCACACUGGCAUUGUUCAUGGACGCAUAUCAAGUUGAGCUUGCGCUACUUCAUCCUCUUGGCUGGUCUAUAUCGGGGAAAUCGGGACGCAUCGCCGUGGUGCCAACGCUCGGCAAGAACGUCACCCUUCGCGUUGACUACGAUCUUGACGCCAGUUACCACAGGUUGUAUAGUACGUCUGACGAGGGCUCACAUAUCAUCAGCUCUUUGCAGCUACCGGCCGUCAAUGGCCGACUCAAUGUUUCGCAGACUGACCAGGAAACGCGUAUCACGGCUUCCGGGAUCAUCGAUGUCAUUCAGAUCCAGGCCUCGGAGAUGCAGGCUUUUGUCACGACAAUGAACAAGCCCGAGAUUAUUCAAAUGCUGGAUGCGGUCAAAGACGAUGUAGAAGUUCUGAAGACCCACAUCCAAGAGAUCUUCCCGCCAAGUGCAGACGGUCAUGUUGCAAAGCCACCUACGGCUUCGAAAGACGUGCUAUUUGGAGUACAGAUGACUUUCUCCGGAAUGAAUGUAGUUGCAAUAGCACCUGCGAAAGACUCGAAUUCUCCAACCGCGCAUCUGGCCUUCCGCUUGUCAUCCGUGCAGUUGAAGGCUACAAACAUAGACUCGGAUGGCAACGCAAUGAUCUUCCCAGAAGCCAUCGUGCGGAUACACGAAGUCACUGUGGAUAUAACGCUGGAGCAUGGGAGGUCGAUGCGACGCUGCGGAAAUCUUACGUUCAGCGCAAUCCUCCAAGCCACGACAGAAAAGGACUCAGAUCCUCAGCGACGACUGUAUCGUAUACGCAGCUCGGGUCUGGAGAUCAACGCCUUUGCUGAUACUGCUUCGGCUGUCGUGGACGUUAUGAACCACCUACAAGAUAAGAUCAAGGAUCUCGAUCUAUCCAAGGAGAAGAAGUAUCUCAGAAGGCUACGCCAUACUAGGAGCAAACUCUCAAGCAAGUGUGCCAAGAGCGUCAAGAGCCCUGCGGAUGCCGAUAAUGACAGCAUCGACUCGGGCGCCUUGUUCACCUCGACCUAUUCCAUGGAGCUACUCGACCUGCAAGCCACGUGGAUAGUGGGCAACUCUAUUGCACCCUUUGCGAACACUGAACCCGAAGAUCUCGUCUUGUCCUUCAAAUUCAUCAACCUCUCCACGCAAAAGGAUGAUGCGGCGCGUCUGAUGAUCGAAGACAUGCAGCUGCAGAUGGUGCCUAUAUCUGCUGACAAGAAGGCACGAUCGCUCAACUCAGCAUUGUUGCCGAAGAUGCAGUUCAAUGUAGCCUAUGCUUCGACGAAGGACACGCGAAAUCUUGCUUUCCACGCCGCCGGUAAAGCUCUAGACCUUCAGCUCGACUCCCACUUCAUCCUUCCUGCCAACAUGAUUGAGCGCUCGAUCGCGCUUGCAGGUAUGAAAUUUCGCAAGGCUUCUGCAAAUUGGAGCGUGACCCCUACCACGUCUGGCGCGCAACGGAAGAGCCCCUUCGGCAACAAGCGACUGUCAUCGCUGACAGUGGACGCAAACUUUGCUGGAGCUGUUGUGCACAUCAAUGGACGAGAAGGUCCAUCCACACAUGGAGCGUCGCAUCGAUCACAACAAAAGGGAAGAUACAGUCAAUUCGUUGGCGAUGACUCGAAAAGCAGUCUUGCCCUCCGAGCUCCUGGUGUUGCGCUACGAGUAGAGUACCAGGACCAAGGGCAUGAUCCAUCGCUAAACGCUGAGCUUCGCGUCGAUGGUUCUAGCAAUACUUUACUGCCAACUGUGGUCCCUAUCAUCAUCGACAUCUCGGACAGUAUCAAGGCUGUUGUUCGUGACAAGGACAGUGAUGAUUCUUCCGAGUCGCUGCAGGAACAGAAGUCGCAGGUCCAAGUGAAGGCCCCCGCAAAGUUACUUGAUGAGGAUAACAACAUCAUCAACGCUGACCCCUCGGCUCUCCUGGGUCGAACUAGCCUCAAUCUCGGUCUCAGAAUUUGCAAACAAGAGUUUAGUCUCAGUUGCCAGCCGAUUGCGCGUGUCGCAGCUAUUGCCAAGCUCGAGGACAUCUAUGUUACGGUCAACAGUGUAAAAUCACAGGAGCAUGGGCAUUUCUUCGCAGCAUCUGCCGCGUUCACGAAGCUCAAUGCCACUGUCCAGCACGUGUACUCACGCGAGUCGACAUUCAGUCUCGACGUGGAAUCGAUUGUUCUAUCAUUGAUGAACAGUAAGCAUUUAAGUGGUACCAGCGGUAUCUCUGCCAUCCUCAAGAUCAGUCCCACAGUACUGCAGAUCAAUGCUCGACAGCUACAGGACUUCUUGUUGUUCCGCGAGAUCUGGAUCCCACCCGAAAUUAGGCAAUCGCCUCACCCAGCAGACGCGAACGUCAAUCCUGAUCCCGAGCCACAAGAGUACUUGAUGCAACGCUACCAGCAGGUCACGACUGCAACAGCCUUCCCGUGGAGCGCCAACGUGGCUAUUGCAGAUGUGAAAGUCGAUCUCGAUCUUGGCCAAGCCAUCGGCAGGUCUUCGCUGCACAUCCAAAACGUGUGGGCUUCAUCGACGAAAGGCACCGACUGGGAACAGAACUUGUGCAUUGGUAUCGAAAAAGUUGGCCUGGAGAGCACGGGUCGCACGAGCGGCUUUGCAGAGCUGGCUGGCGUUAAAGUGCGAACGUCUAUCAGAUGGCCGGAACGAGCGCCAGACAAGCGGUCUACACCACUCAUACAAGCGUCCGUUGCCUUCAGUCAACUGCGUGUCAAGUCUGGCUUCGACUAUCAGGCUUUUGCUGUCGCCGAUAUUGCCAAUUUCGAAUUUCUCAUGUACAACGUUCGCGACGACGACGGCUCGGGCCAAGACCGCCUUGUUGCCAUCCUUGACGGUGACAAGGUGCAUGUCUUCGGCCAAGCCACGAGUGCGGCCCAGGGCCUUGCUCUGUAUCAAGCCAUCGAGCGACUCGUGCAAGAAAAUCAGCAAGCUUACAUGCAAUCGCUCAAGGAUAUUGAGAAGUACCUGAGGCGCAAAUCGUCGGUCUCCCAAGCCUUUGGUCGCUCUCCUUCACAGAGUAUGAUUGCCGCCGAGCUCGAGGAAGACGACACUUUCAAGGCACCCAUCUCUCUCCACACAGAUGUAGUUGUGACCCUUCGCUCCGUUAACCUGGGCGUCUAUCCCGGCACCUUCCUCGACAACGUGGUCCUCAAGCUCGAAGCAGGCGACAUGCAAGCGCGCUUCGCCGUCGCGCUCGAAACAUCCAAAAUCCACUCCAGCCUCGGCAUGACACUGGGCCAGCUCUCCGUAGCGCUCUCCUCAGUCCCGAACCGCAAGACACCCAAAUCUGUCGCCGACUUGACCGUCGAAGACAUCGUCGAAACCGCGCGCUCCGCCCGCGGUGGUACCAUCCUCCGCGUCCCCAGAGUCAUAGCCACUAUGCACACCUGGCAGAUUCCCAAGAACAACCACAUCGACUACGUGUUCAAGAGCAGUCUCGAGGGGAAGGUGGAUGUGGGCUGGAACUAUAGCCGCAUCAGCCACAUAAGACAGAUAUGGACUAAUCACAGUCGCUCGCUUGCAAGUCGCCUCGGCAAACCGCUACCGGAGAGCAACAUCAAAAUCAGCACGGGGCAGACACUCGAUGGACCUGGCACCGACGGCGCAAACGACACCAAAGAGCUCACGGCAAGCAACACGGCUGCCAAUACUGGUCCGAACCGUUCCCGCGCGCUCUCGGUCAGCACGAGCCCAAACCCGAAUGACCCGGACUCGGAGCAGGAGAAAAUCACCGCCGUCGUCAACGUCCCGCAGAGCAGAUACGAGUACACGCCCCUCGAGCCACCAGUCAUCGAGACGCCGCAGCUGAGGGAUAUGGGUGAAGCGACGCCCCCGUUGGAGUGGAUUGGGUUGCAUCGCGAUCGAUUGCCGAAUGUCACGCAUCAGAUUGUUAUCGUCACGUUGUUGGAGAUUGCGAGAGAAGUGGAAGAUGCUUAUGAGCGGAUUUUGGGGAGUAGUUAGACUGAGCGUUCAAGAAGUGAAGAAGGAAGCUGUACAUAUGGGGUUCUUUCAACUCGGCGUAUGGGUCACAGCUUGGGGUUCGCAUUCAUGGCGUUGGUGUGUAUAGAUGGUGAAAUAAUUAUCUGCUUUUCUCUCCAG
Messenger RNA from Didymella exigua CBS 183.55, 6709 nucleotides. RefSeq lists its product as uncharacterized. The annotation marks the transcript as partial. The record is from RefSeq and is a predicted model, not a curated record. Lineage: Eukaryota; Fungi; Ascomycota; Dothideomycetes; Pleosporales; Didymellaceae. Gene Ontology annotation, cellular component: membrane. The transcript has a single exon. Gene Ontology annotation, biological process: fermentation.